CUUUUUCUCUCCAUAUUGGAAGGAGAAAGCCGCUUCAGCUAUAAAGAACAGACCCACUAUUUGCGAUACAUCGCGAUACGUUUUGCACUUUAAAUCAAGGACAUUAUCGAGAGGAAAUAUUAUUGUGAUAUACUUAUUUGGGAAAGGCGAAAGAGGAAAACUUAUAACACGCAGUGGUUUUGAAUAAUCUGUUUCUCACUCGAGUCAAACAUCAUGGAUGAUUUGCAGAAUUACAAGCUACAGCUCCAACAGGUGGAAGCAGCUCUCACGACAGAUCCGAAUAAUGAGGAGUUGAUAAAGCUGAAAUUUGAUCUAAAGGAAGUAAUAAAACUGACACAUGAUUUAAUUAAAUCACAACAACAGGAAAAAAGACAAGCCAAUGGUAUGGAUGCUAAAGAUCCUAUUUUGCUUGCAGUUCUGGCUAAUAAAUGGAAAGUCGGCGAUCAAUGUAUGGCACCUUGGAGCGAAGAUGGCAAAUAUUAUGAAGCAACCAUAGACUCAAUAAGUGAAGAUGGAGUUGUAAACAUAACAUUCAAUGAAUAUAAGAACACAGAUGUCACCAUGCUCAGUCAGUUGAAAUCUGUUGCUAAGAGGCCAGCGUCAGAUUGGGCAGAUCAAAAAUCAAAGAAAAUGCAAGCAGCUGCAGUGGCAGGCUCGGAUCCAAACAAACAAAGAGAAUAUCUUAAGAAGAAGAAACAGAGGAAAUUGCAGCGAUUUAAGGAACUGGAGGAAGAACGUGAGUUAGAGAAAAACAAAUGGUUAGCAUUUACCAAUAAGUCUUCAAAGAAAGGCGUCAUAAAGAAGAGUAUCUUUGCGACCCCGGAGAAUGUGAAUGGUCGCGUUGGAAUUGGUACCUGUGGCGUUAGUGGUCGGGAAAUGACUAAGUUCAGUAAUGGGGAAAAAUGGAGAAGGGGAACUUAAAUAAUUUAAAUGUAAAUAAAUAGAUUACUCUACUUAUAACUUAAUGAAAGAUAGAAGAGAUUUUUGCAGAAUUACUAUUAUCUUAAAUAUUAAAGAGACUGCUGAUUUUUUCAUAAAUGUUGGCACAUGGGAUAAAUCCAUGCGCAUAAUCACAAAAAUGGUGAUGAUAUUUUUAUGAAGUGCACAGAGAUAGUAAAUUUUGUCAUAUAUUAGCAUCAACCUUUGUAAUUCCCGAAACAAUUUCGAAUUUUUUUACCGUAACACGAAAAUAACUGACAAAUGUGAAUGUGUUUCUAGAUUAAUAUGUUUCUGUCGAUAUAAUUUGUUUACAAAUUUAUUGAUAUAAAUAAAUGUAUAUAAAUGUUUAA
Cataglyphis hispanica is the source of this 1289-nucleotide messenger RNA. RefSeq names its product survival of motor neuron-related-splicing factor 30 (gene Spf30). Bases 214 to 921 code for a protein of 235 amino acids. The record is from RefSeq and is a predicted model, not a curated record. Gene Ontology annotation, cellular component: cytoplasm; precatalytic spliceosome; nucleus. The transcript is spliced from 5 exons. NCBI's taxonomy places the organism in Eukaryota, Metazoa, Arthropoda, Insecta, Hymenoptera, Formicidae. Gene Ontology annotation, molecular function: RNA binding. Gene Ontology annotation, biological process: mRNA processing; regulation of alternative mRNA splicing, via spliceosome.